AUGGCAGAAGAUCUCAUGUCUUUCGCUGGACAAGACGAAGUUACAUGGAACGAUUCAAAGAUUCUUGAACUACUACCACACUGCAGCCAAGGAGUCAUUUUAUCGUUUAUUUCCUCUGUUCCGAUUCUCCACAAAUAUGUCCACAAAUAUCUUAGUAGUGCAAUGGUUCAAUUCCACAUUUUAUUUUCUAAGGCUACCGAUUUCUGGAUUAUUCUCUUUAGGGAUAAUGAAGAACUUCAAGUGGAUAUCGAAGGUAUUUGCCAGUAUCUCAGACAUUUGCAUAGAUUAUUCCAAAAUGAUAUUAACCUGCAGACUAGCGUUGCGAGGCAGUUCAUGAGAUCCCUUAAUGCAAAGAGAUCUGAUAAAAUAGCAAAUGAGCUUUUGAUGGAUGAAAUCAAGAUGUUUAAUCGUAUGCUUACUAGCGGCAAUUUGGCUGUAGCACAAUAUGAUUUCAAGUGCAUCAAAAUAUUGUUCAAGUUCUCUUUGCUAAAUAUCAGCAUAUCCAAUAGCAAACUUGAGUCAUCUUUUUCUACUGUCAGAGAUAUUCUCGGAGUACGUCUCAAUCGAUUGAGUAAAGGAAAUAUGACGUCUCAUUUGAGGAUAAAAUCCUUUCUCACCUCCACCGAUGGUGAUAAUAUCUUGGCUUUGAAAAAAAAGGGCUCUCAGAGGUUUAUUCAAGCUACUAUUGAACCAUCUGUAAAUGAUUCCAGUCAAUCAGAGACCCAAUGCAACAAUGAAGGCUUACGUGAUGAGGAAGAUCAUUAUGGUGAUAUAAGCCUAGCUACAGAGAUUGGAAUGUGUGAAAAACUGAAUGGUAAUGAUAUUUGUCCUGAAGCAGUGUUAUACUCUUCAAACAACAAUUAUUCUGCUGAUUAUGAUGGAUUAGAUGAGGUAGAAUCUCUUUUGUUCAUGCGUUAA
Saccharomycopsis crataegensis is the source of this 918-nucleotide messenger RNA. RefSeq lists its product as uncharacterized. Bases 1 to 918 code for a protein of 305 amino acids. The record is from RefSeq and is a predicted model, not a curated record. Lineage: Eukaryota; Fungi; Ascomycota; Saccharomycetes; Ascoideales; Saccharomycopsidaceae. The transcript has a single exon.